Messenger RNA from Zingiber officinale, 2665 nucleotides. Its product is annotated as probable WRKY transcription factor 2. The record is from RefSeq and is a predicted model, not a curated record. Gene Ontology annotation, molecular function: sequence-specific DNA binding; DNA-binding transcription factor activity. Gene Ontology annotation, biological process: regulation of DNA-templated transcription. The transcript has 6 exons. The coding region runs from base 344 to 2503 and encodes 719 amino acids. Lineage: Eukaryota; Viridiplantae; Streptophyta; Magnoliopsida; Zingiberales; Zingiberaceae.
CCGUUUGAUCCCAACGUAUCCUUCUUCCGAUCUUGCAGCUUCUUCAUCCCUUUCUCGGCCAAACCUUCCGUGCCUUCUCCUUCCUUCGAAUUGAUGCCAUUCUGUUCGUUCCUGUCUGGUUCCUAUUCGUUUGUGUUCGGUGCUUGGCUUCAAAAAUGCGAAUUUGCAUGCUUUUGGUAGCUUCGUCUCGGCGAUUUGAUGGCCGCUUGGGCUUGCUGGAUUUCGAUCUGCCCGAAAGUUGUUUGCUUGUUGCUGUUCUGCGUUCCAUCCGGAAGAUUCCGAUUUGAGCUGAAUCCGGAGAGAAGUUGAAUCGAUCGUGGUUGCGGUAGAUGAUAACAACGCCAUGAUGGAUAGCUGGCUGCCUCCAAAUCCAAGCUCGAGAACCCUAUUCUCAAACUCUUCAAACGAAGAGUUUGGUCCGAGAUCAUUCUCAACUCUCUUGGUAGAGAAUGGAAAUUUGGGGCUUCCAUGGAACUCCGAAAACCAAAAGGUGAAUGUGAGCUCAAGAAUAGAAAGUGAGGUUGGAGUCGAUUCCUUGAAUGAUCUCUCGCCUCAACCAAAGUUGUUUGGUGACCCUAUAUCGAGCUCAUUCGGAAGUCUUGCAGAGAGGAUGGCAAUAAGAAAAGGUUUUCAUGUUCCAAAGCUUGAUACAGUUAAUAUCCAAUCCACCAGCAUGGUUUCAUCCUCAGAAACUCCGUCGCCAUAUCUAACAAUUCCGCCGGGUCUUAGUCCUACCGCGUUGUUCGACUCUCCAGCUUUGUUUUCUGAUACAUCGGAUCAACCAUCUCCAACCAGCAAAUAUGAAUUUUUGGAGAUUCGUCCUUCAAACGCAAUGCCUGUCUCAUGUUUGGCGAUGUUCGAACACAACCUAUUUGAAGACAUUUCAGAAGCAUUUCCUUUCAAGACUCAUAUAGAAUCAGAUUCAUGUCACUCUAGAUUGGUAAAGAAGUUUGAGCUACCAAGCAUUGAGGGGUAUGUUCAGAUGGAAAAUCCCGCAGAGGAACGCAAAGUAGAAGCUAGUAGUGAGAAUUUCCAAUACCAACCAGAAUUCUGCAUUCAAUCUGGUUCUACUUUUGCAUCUGAUCAAAAAAAUACUACAAAUAAUGCUAUGCUAAACCAGCAAAUUGCAGACUCUAUUGUGGUGAGUGGCCGACAAAACAGAGAAGCAGGCCUACGGAGGGAACUCUCUGCGGCUCUUGGGACUCCAGCUGAGGAUGGAUAUAAUUGGAGAAAAUAUGGCCAGAAACAGGUAAAGGGUAGUGAGAAUCCGAGAAGCUACUACAAAUGCACUCACCCAAAUUGCCAGAUGAAGAAGAAAGUCGAGCGGUCUCAUGAAGGUGGGAUUACUGAGAUAAUCUACAAGGGUUCCCACAACCAUCUGAAACCUAACCUUGAUUGUCGGUUUAGUGUUCCUUCACCAAACCCACUCAAUGAACUUAAGAGUGAUGGCUCAGAGCAGCCAGAUUCACAAGCAAGUUUUGAUGAAAAACCAAUAAAAGGAAGCUCUCAAAGUGGUAAUGGAUGCCAAGAUUGUUUGGGGGAUGGCCUGGAGGCAACUUCAGCUGCACCAAUUGCUGCUGAAUUCUGUGAUGCCUCUAAUGCCUUGCAAGAGAACCAAGAUGGUGAUCAUCCAUCCCCAGAGUCUAUUGAUGUUUCUUCUGCAAUGUCCAAUGAUGAAGAAGAUGAUCAAGAAACUCAUGGCAGUAUCUCCCUCAGCGGUGGAGAAGAGACAGAGUCAAGAUCCAGGAAGCUAGAUUCUUGUGUCGUUGAGAUAAAUGCUGCUUCAAGAACAAUUCGUGAACCAAGAGUUGUGAUUCAGACAAUGAGUGAGAUUGACAUUCUUGAUGAUGGAUAUCGUUGGCGAAAGUAUGGCCAAAAGGUUGUCAAAGGAAAUCCAAAUCCAAGGAGUUAUUACAAGUGUACAAAUCCUGGGUGCACUGUCCGAAAGCACAUAGAGAGGGCUUCACAUGAUCUCAAAUCAGUGAUCACGACCUAUGAGGGAACACAUAACCACGAAGUCCCAACGACGAGAAGAAGUGGUCAUCAGAACUCUGGCUCCUCAAAUGUAUCAUCAUCUAAUUCGGCUACCCAAUCUCGCAGUCUUCUGCAAAAACAUGAACCAAUCCAAGACAGAUUUGCAAGAUUCAAUACUCACACUCCUCUCAGCACUUUUAACUUUCCACAAAAAGGCCAGUUAGGGGCUGCUACAAGCUUCCCUUUUGCAAUGGGACAGCCAAGCUUGUCCAACCUUUCUAUGUCUGGAUUCAAUCCUAUUGCAGCAGCAAGUACGCCAAUUGUUCCACCAGUCCAUUCAUUUCCAAGUCAUGGACGUCCUACUGAAGCAGGAUACAUGAUGCAUAAAUUAGACCUCAAGGAAGAACUUUUGCCCGAUACAUUUCUUCCUCUGCCAAAUUCUAUGUCAGUUUAUCAUCAGAUGAUGAGCAAGCCUACCUGUGUUGUAGAAUGCAGAAGCAAAGAUGGCUAUUCCUUCAGUCAAGUUUAACUUCACUUGUGGCAAAAUAAAUGUUUGAAUUUAAUUUUUGCAGUUUUUGCUAAUGAUAAUAUAUUAUACACUGAGCAUAAAUAAAUUUUAUGCUUUUGUUUAGUUGAUAAUUUUCCUUUGCCUUGGUGAAUAUGUAACCAAAACAUGAUGCAUCGGUAGAGA